AUGGAACUAGUCGGUGAAUCUCGACUGUAUGAUGAUCUAUCCAUAUUUAUCCCUCAAGAUGCUAUAUUUGAAAUUUUGGAAUUAAUCAAAAAGGAGAUGCCUAUUGCCACAAAUAAAAAUGAUAAAAAAUGGGAAAAUGUGUUAAACGAUAAAAUGUGGGAUAAAAAGGAUGAAGUGGUAGCCAAAAAAGCUAAAAUUAAUAAAAAAGGUAAAAAGAAGGGGGCAAAAACGAAGGUAGAAGUGAACAACCCGGAUGUAGAUAAUCGGGACGAUAAUUCAAUUAAAUUAAUUGAAAGUGAUCAGAAAGAAAGUGAGCUUGAUAAUCAACAAAAUGAGAGAGAAAAAUUAGACAGAAAGCCAGAAAAUCAAAUUUUGGAGUUAAAAAAUAGCCAAGAUCAAGAAGAAUCUGAAGAAUCCGAACAAUCACAAAUUAGUGAAAAUAACAGCCAAAAUAUCAAAAAAUCAAAGAGAAAUUUACAAAAAAGAAUAAAUCAAAAAGCUAGAAGAGAAAAUAAAAGUAAAAAUGAAAGUUUGGUGUUAAAAGAAAAUUUGGAAAGUUAUGCGGAAAAAAGAAAUUUGAUAAAAUUGUACGGCGAAUUUAUAGAGGUGGAGAAUUUUAACUGA
Molecule: messenger RNA, 624 nt
Organism: Meloidogyne enterolobii
Lineage: Eukaryota; Metazoa; Nematoda; Chromadorea; Rhabditida; Meloidogynidae
Source: the annotation of a GenBank genome assembly